Messenger RNA from Photinus pyralis (common eastern firefly), 1062 nucleotides. RefSeq names its product proteasome inhibitor PI31 subunit (gene PI31). Lineage: Eukaryota; Metazoa; Arthropoda; Insecta; Coleoptera; Lampyridae. The transcript has 2 exons. Gene Ontology annotation, molecular function: proteasome binding; endopeptidase inhibitor activity. Bases 110 to 967 code for a protein of 285 amino acids. Gene Ontology annotation, biological process: proteasome-mediated ubiquitin-dependent protein catabolic process. The record is from RefSeq and is a predicted model, not a curated record.
CAACUGUCAAAAUUUUACAUGCUCAAUCAUAACAUUUGUAUUUGUUUGCAAGUCAUGUAGCGAAAAACAUAAAAACUAUUAAAAUUUUCUCGUAAAACAUCUCAAAAAUAUGGCUGCAAAUCUAUUCGGCUGGGAUUUGCUUUACAAUUCUGUUAAAGACGAUAUUAGGAACAACCAAGACGUACUGGUAUGCCUUACACAUUUAGUGCUUAUAUCAAAUGGAUUUAAAUGUAUUGGAUUGGGGGAAUCAAAAAACAUAGACGGCACAGAGGCCAAAAGUGAAAUUUUGCCGCCUGGCUGGAACAAUGGGUACGCCAUUCGUUAUGUUUAUCAAGGUCGUUUGUACAAUUUAAGAGGUACCAAUAUGGAUGAUGCUAUUAUGAUCAACCUAAUUCGUGUGCAAGAACGCACAGUUUCCAUGGUUCAACUGAAUAAUCGAGCCGUAGUACAACUGACUGGAGCUUUGGAUCAGAUGAUCCCUAAUAACGAAGAACUGGCUCAAACAAUUAAAAGUCAGUUGAUUGAUAAAGUCACUGUGUCUAACAAGUAUAAAGACAGCACAAGCCAAACGACUAAUAACGAAACACCCCGUUCAUACAUCCCUAAUUCCCCCUCUGCGCCACAAUUUGACACAUUUCCUUCACGUAUCCAACCUGAAAGGCCACCACUUGGGGUCGGAAGAUCUGAUUUGGAUCCCCUUGGAGGUAUGGGACCUUUUCCCGGUAUUGGUCCACUUCCGAGACCUGGGUCGAAUGUUAUGCCUCCUGGAGGGAGUGGAAUGUUGUUUGUACCACCUGGUGCAAGACCUAACCCAGACAGUAACUAUGGGGUACCACCUGGAUCCGUUCCACCUGGCGCCCGAUUUGAUCCAUUUCGUCCCCCCGAUACCGAUCAAUUUCCUCGUAGACCCAACAGACGUGAUCAUGACGAAUUUCUUCCUCCUGGUUUUGAUAAUAUGUUCAUGUAAAUAUGUAGACACAGUAAGAAACGCAAAGACUUUAUAAAUUAAGAAGAAAUUCUAGGCUUUUCAUGUAACACAUCCAAUAAACCAUGUUCAAUUAA